AUUGAAUUGGAUUGCUUCUAUUAGUGUGUGUGGUUAACCAGAAGCCCCCUUGUAUGCAUUUCAUUACACUUACUCUCUGUUUUAUCUGCACUGUAUUAUUAACUGCUUUGCAGUCAUGCAACAUUUUGCAGGAUGCAAGCCAAAGCACGAGCCAGCAUGUGAAAUGAAGUGCCUCAGCAAGAACAAAGACAAUGCAACUCUCCAAUGGGCUUUAACAAAAAGUAGAGCCUGUGUGUUGUUCACCAGCUCAGCUCCUGCAACAACCAAUGCAAUCCAAUGCAACUCAUCCAUCCAUCUGGACGUGCACACGCUCGUCACUUUUUGAGAUUCCCCUCACAGCUGCUUUAUAUACUCACUUCCAUUCGUCCAUCAUUGACAGAUCAAUUUAUUGUAUGCAAACAGGCGUUGGAUGUUCUAAAGCAUCGAUGCAUUGGGGAAACUGAGACCCAUGGCAAAGUGGUUUAGAGAUCACCUAAGUUUUGGCAGCAGGAAAGGACCGCCGCAGCCCCCGAAACCGGACUACACCGAAAGCGAGAUCCUACGGGCCUACAGGGCUCAGAAAGAGCUGGACUUCGAGGAUCCCUACGAACCCUCAGAGAACCGGGUGGUGAACGGCUCUGGGUCGGUGGAAACAUUCCCCGCAUUUGGCACGGUGCUUUCCAACGGCGUGGAGGUGAAGAUCGUGUCUCCCAAACACAGACUGAUAAAAGUGGAAUCUCAGGAAUUCGGGCGCAGCAAAGUACCGCUAAACAUCGUGACCUUUGAGGAACCGCAGGCCCCUGUGGUUCCCUCGGCUCCUGCAGUCGGGGAGACGGAUUACUCGGACCCGUUUGACGCCAGACCGGACCCGCGUCCCAGACCCGGCUGGGAGCAGAACGCCGUAGAGGCCAGCAGCAGUUACAUGGAGCCGUUUGAGGCCCAGCGGUUCAUAAGCGAGCUCCAGCACAGCACAGAUCGGGGCAGAAACAGCCCGCAGCUCUACGACAGCCCGUACGAGGAGAGAUUUCGGCCCCGGGCGGCCCCUGCGGAGGACGAGAGAGAAAGCCGUCUGCCCCAGGAUGAUGAGAGGCCCCCAGAUGAGUACGACCAGCCCUGGGAGUGGAAGAAAGAGAACAUCUCCAAAGCCUUCGCUGUAACUUUUGAAGCCAGAGACUGGGAUCAAUGCACGCUGCCCCGCGACGAGGUGCCGAGGAAGGUAGGAGCAUCCAGAAUCAGCCCUUCGUCCAGCAGAGCCACCAGCCUGCACAAACCCAGCAACACACACGGCAUCCUGGGAGAGAGAGUGGAUCCCACACUGCCCCUGGAGAAACAGGUAUGGUACCAUGGUGCACUGACUCGCUCAGAAGCUGAAUCUCUGCUCACGCUCUGUAAGGAGUGCAGUUACCUGGUGAGAAAAAGCCAGACCAGUCGAAACGACUACUCGCUAUCUCUCAGGAGCUGUCACGGGUUCAUGCACAUGAAGUUCUCGCAGUCUCGUGAUGGGAAGUUCAUCCUGGGAGAGAACAGUCCUCCGUUUGACUCCAUCCCUGAAGUCAUUCAUUUCUACACCACGAACAAACUGCCCAUCCGCGGAGCCGAACACCUGUCUCUGCUGUUUCCGGUGCUGGUGCAGACACUCUGAGACCCCACACACACACACACACAAACACACACUUAUCGCGCUCGCACGCUCAGGGCUUCACUCAGACGGCUACUAUACUGCUUCAUUUUCAAUCACAUAUUGCAGGCUCUUUGACAGUUUGAUUAGUGUUUGCAGUGGGAAUUUGAUUUUUCAACCCUGGUGUGAUUGAAAAAACAGUCAGCCUGUACUGACACUGUAUCGAUGUGCUGCACGUGUGUUAAGAGUAUUUUCCGCACCACUGGACUGUAAAGUGUCUUCGCGUCACACUGGGAACUGCAAUAUUAUUCCUUUCUCUACUCCAAACUCUUCAAAUGAUAGAUUUAGUAUUUGAGGAUGAAAUGUAGCCCAACCAAAGUAUUUAUAAAGAUUUUGCUAAAUACUAAAAAGCAAUGUUGUACAGUACGAAUCCCAUCCUUUGUAGGAUUUCUUGAUUUAAAAAGUAUAAUAAUUUACCUGAAAUUCCAUUUUACUCAUUCUCGUGUCAUUCCGAACCUGUAUGACCGGGUUUCUUCUGUGGAACACAAAAUAAGACAUUUUAAACAUUGUUAAAGCUGCUUCUUUCCAAGCAGUGAAAAUGGAUGGUGACCAAAAUCAGCAUAAGACUUCUAGAGUAACACAAUAGUUUUGUGUGAAGAAAACACAGCAAGUUUAGUCAUACGUAAAUGUUUCAGUAUUCUGCAGCUGUCAGUUCUCAUAUGCGACCUUGGACCACAAAACCAGUCAUAAGUAGCACGGGUAUAUUUGUAGCAAAAGCCAACAAUAUGGGUCAAAAUGAUCAAUUUUUCAUUAGGAUAUUAAAUAAAGGUCAUGUUCCAUGAAGAUAUUUUGUACAUUUCCUAACGUAAAUGUGUCAAAACUUAAUAUAAUAAUAUGCAUUGCUAAGAACUUCAUUUGGACAACUUUAAAGGCGAUUUUCUGAAUAUUUCGAUAUUUUUUUUUUUACACCCUUAGAUUCCAGAUUUUUUAAAGUAGUUGUAUCUCGACCAAAUUUUGUCCUGUCCUAACAAACCAAAAUUUCACAAAAUCCAUUUGUGGUCCAGGGUCACAUAUGUUUGUGCAUAUUCAAAUAAAUAUUUAUUGGCAAAAGUUGAAGCUGGGAAAGUCAUAAUUAUGAGAUUUAAAAAAAAUCUGAAGUACAGCAAGAUAAAAAGUCAUAAUUAUCCAAAUUUUGAGUUAUAAUUAUGACAAAAGCUAGUCAAAAUUAUGACUAAUAAAGUUGAAAUGACACUAGAAAUAUGAGAAACUUUUUACCUCAUAAUUGACUUUUCAAUUUUAACUGUUUAUGUCAUAGUUACAUUAAUACCACAAUUUUUUCAUUUGUGUUAGGGCAGAGGGAAAGAUACAAAUAACUUGGGUCUGUUGGGAAAAAGUCGAAAGUGACAUACAGUGUCAUAAUUAUGACAAAUUUAAACCUGACAGUCAAAUUAUAACGUGUAAAUAAAAGGUUCAAAUAACAGAAAAGAUUAAAGUCAUAAUUAUGACAAGUACAUAAUGUCAAUUACAUAAAUUACACUUUUUACCUCAUAAUUAGCACUUUCUGUAAAUUUUAACAUACCUAAGUGUUUCACUAUGUUGCAGCUCUCAAUUCUCAUGUGUGACCCUGUACCACAAAACCAGUCAUAAAUGUUUCUAAAUUGAGAUUUUUACAUCAUCUGAAAGCUGAAUAAAUAAGAUUUCCAUUGAUUUCCAUUGAUGUAUGGUUUGUUAGGAUAGGACAAUAUUUGGUCGAGAUACAACUAUUUGAAAAUCUGGCAUCUGAGGGUGCAAAAAAAACAAAAUCAAAAUAUUGAGAAAAUCGCCUGUAAAGUUGUCCAAAUUAAGUUCUUAGCAAUGCAUAAUACUAUCAAAAAUGUACAAAAAAUGUACACAAUAUCUUCAUGUAACAUGAUCUUUACUUAAUAUCCUAAUAAAAAAAAUAGAUAGUUUUGACCCAUAUUGUUGGCUAUUGCUACAACUAUACCCAUGCUACCUAAGACUGGUUUUGUGGUCCAAAGUCACAUUUGUGUUUCUGCAUAUUCAAGAGAAAUAUUCAAAUAAUAACUUUUGGUCUGUCUGUCAUACAAAGCCAUCAAAUGUUUGCCAUCAAAAAUUACAUAGACAAUAUUUAUGGUGUUUUCAUUCUUUUUUAUAGCUUAAUGGCGAUGGUACCCAUCCAUUUCCAUAGUGUUGCAAACUCGGUACUAAAUUUCUCUUUGCGUUCCACUAUCUAAAGUCAUACUAGCUUGAAAUGACAUGUGCGUAAGUGAAUAAUAAUUGAAUUUUAAUUUUGAGUGACUUUAAGCAAAAACAAGGGUUUCUCUUUAGGAACAUGAACAGGACGACGCCCCUUAACUUCCUUUUGUUACUAACUAGAAGCGAUGAAUCAUGGUAUAGCCGUAAGGAAGUGAAGAUAUGACACUGGAAUGUUCUGAAUGCGACUUUCGCUUGUCCGGAUGGCCAUCUGCUAACACAGACUUCUGAAUUCUGCUGCUGAAGAUGAUGAAAACAGGAAAUGAUGUCCUCCGACCAUCUAAAGCUGUACUUUCAUUCGCUUCAGUGCUUUGGUCUCAUAGCAUGACAGGAAGCGGUCAUUACUGUGGCAUUCGGCUUUACUUAAGGCAGCUGUCACAAUGCUACCCAUCAUUUCUCUCGACUAUAUAUCGUUUAAUGCCGUCGGCUCGUUUCUGGGGACUUCUUAGCAAUACUUAAGGCUUGAUGAGAAACCUUACAUGACCGUUUCGUUUCUUCUGAGUUAAUCUGGGGUUGUGAUAUUUGAAAUAAGGUCACCUUAUAAUCAUAAGCCGUUUACGUAUGCGUAUGAAACUUGAGCAUUUUCCUCAGAAGAAACGCUUCUCCCGCUGUUUAGUUAAUGUUAUAGUAAACAGCUUUCAAAUGAGCGUGGUUUUGGGAUCGGUUUACUUGCACGUCCUUCGAACAUACACACACACACACACACAUACACUACUGCGUUUAGACUUCUACACAGGGUUUCUAAAUUGCUAUAGAGAUCCACACGGUAGCUAUUAUUUGUUAUGAUGACUGUAAUUUUAGUGCAUUUUUGUUUGUUUGUUUUUUUCUAUAUGCUGUUUUCCAGCUUUUCAUCUCUUUGGAAUAAAUUAGGAGUUGUUUUCUAAAA
Messenger RNA from Labeo rohita (rohu), 4736 nucleotides. It is a transcript of the gene shda, whose product is annotated as Src homology 2 domain containing transforming protein D, a. Gene Ontology annotation, molecular function: phosphotyrosine residue binding. The transcript has 8 exons. Lineage: Eukaryota; Metazoa; Chordata; Actinopteri; Cypriniformes; Cyprinidae. The record is from RefSeq and is a predicted model, not a curated record. The coding region runs from base 449 to 1621 and encodes 390 amino acids.